This is a messenger RNA of Oncorhynchus mykiss (rainbow trout), 2630 nucleotides long. NCBI's taxonomy places the organism in Eukaryota, Metazoa, Chordata, Actinopteri, Salmoniformes, Salmonidae. The record is from RefSeq and is a predicted model, not a curated record.
AUGGUCAUAUUAAGUAUAAUUAUAGCGAUGAAACAAAUAAAUGUUCGGCUUUUAGGUGCAUUCAGUAGCUAAAAAGAUCUGCCUGACUGGAUGCAACGUUGACAAGAAGACUGAGCUAACCGCGGUAACGUUAGCUAGCCAAGUCAGGCAGCAUCAGCGGGAAUGUAUUGACUAGUUAGCUAUCCCGUAGAUCGGUUUCUACUUAAGCACCAUUGUCAAUUCAACAGGGCAGCAGAUGUUACAAAGUGCACUGACAUGACUGAAACAAUGGAUGAAAAGAUGGAGGUUUGUCCCCUGUCGGAUGAGAUGGAGAAAGAACAAAAGAUUGAAGACCUGGCUGACUCACCAUAUAAGGCCCUGAAACCACGGAAUGAAAUGAGUAGAGACAUAACUCUAUCUCAAAUAGUUGAAGGGAAGAGGGAGAAAAAGACGGUGCAAAGACUUGAUUUCCAGGUUGCAAAACCUGCGAAGGUGCUGAAAGUUGAAAAUGGUGGCGGAGAUAAAUUAGGAGACAUUGCGAGAGUGAACCACCACCUUGGAAAGCUGAAGGUUCCAGAUCUGAAACCGCUUCAUACAAUUCUCUUUGAUAUGCCAGGUAAGAUUGCCACAAUGAGGAAAAACAUGCGGCUGUUCAAUGGCUUCCCGUUCGAGGUUGACAGUGAUCCCUAUAUAAAGAAGAAGGAGAGGAUGAUGAGGAUAACAUGUGUAAGGUUGAGGACCAUCUGUAAAGUGUUGGACCUGGAGAAGGGUGGAAACCAGUCAGUCCUCAUCGAUAGGAUCAUGACUUUCCUCAUUAGUCCCAGAAUAUCAGGAAAGCCUGUGAUCUCAAAGAGAAAGAAGAAGUCGAAGAAGAAUAUCUCAACCAAAGACUCUAAGAGCAAGACCAAGGCUAAGGCCAGGAGUACAUCCAGCAGCCCCCGGAAGGUCAAAGCAGAGAGCAAGUCCAAAGCUAUCGUCACUGAUUCUAGCAGUGAUGAGGAUGACGAGCAAGGAGUCACAGUCGAACAAGACGAGUCGGACGCUGAAAAGAAGAGCUGGAAAUCGGGAAAGAGGGAAAAGGUGACGACCGAUGAAGAUACCGAUGAUUCUGAAGACGAUGAGGAUCCCAAGUCAAAUCCACCAACCAAGGGCAAGAGAACACCUUCCAGGAAGCGUACGCAACCGGCAAAGAAGGCAGCUCCUGCCAAAAAGAGAACAAAAGUGGAAGACUCCGACCUGUCUGAGUCUGAUUCGGACAAGGAUGAUUCAGACAAGGAUGAUGAGGAUGAGAAAGACAGCGAGAGUGAAGUUGAGAAGCCAAAAAGGAAACCGGCAGCUAAGAGGGCAGCACCGGCCAAGCCAGCAGCUAAGACCAAGAAAGCAGACAGCAGCAGUAACAAACAGAAAAAGACUGCCAGCAAGGGCAAUGCAGCACUCGACAGCUCGGACGACGAUGAGCCGUUGAUCAAGAUGAUCAAGAAGCCUCCGACAGAUGAGCAGCUGAAGGAGACGGUGAAGAGGCUGCUGAAAGACGCCAACCUGGAGGAGAUGACCAUGAAGAAGAUCUGCCAGAAGGUGUAUGACACAUACCCAGACUAUGACCUGACCAGCAGAAAGGACUAUGUCAAGCAGACAGUAAAAACGCUGAUUUCCUAAAGGACAUGAAAACGGUCCUUGUGACAAAUAACUGUGUGAACGUUCCAAUGCUGGAAAAGGAUAAUCAAAAGAAUGUGCCUACCUUAGAGCUGCUCAAAGCAGAGUUUUACUUCAUGUUUUUAUUUGAAUCCAAAUGUUUUUGUUUCUGUAUUAUGUCAUUUCCAACUUGACUGCACACUUCUCUUAGGUCAUAUUUAACAUGCUACUUAAGGCUUAUGCAUUUGAGUCAUUGCUUGUUAAUAAUCUGUGCUUUGUUAAUACACUUUACAGUUUUUCUACUGAUCCCAAGCAAAGGGUAUUUAGGCUAAACGAACCGCGUUUAGAGAUUCAAGGUUGGUCACUGUAAAUGGAAACAUGUCCUCAGGCAAUGCAUGAAUUCACACAUGGUUGAUUUUAAAUGUAUUUCUUGACUUGACCAGUCAAAAUAGAAAAAGGCCCCUCACCAUAGCUAUCCACUGCCUUUGUCUUCUGUGGAGGAUUUCAAAUCUUUCCCUCUGUGGUUUUGAUGCACAUAUAACAGCUUUAUUGCAACAAGGCAGUGGUAUGUAUGUAUGUAUGCUGGGGUGUAUUCACUAGAACCAAACGGGGAGGGACCUACAGGAAUUUGAACAAUAAACUUUCUGUUUUUAGUAAACGGUUUCUGUUGCAAAACAUUUUGGACUAAUGAUGGAUUUGCAUGGCAAGCUGUUCAAUUGAGUUUUGAAAAGUAUUGUCACGGUCAAGUCUUCAAACAUAAUCCUUGAUUGCAUUUAUAAGACUUCAUGUUUUUAUAUGUAAAUGUGUACAUUUGUGAAUCAUUUACUUUUUAUGAGCUCCUGUUUUAGUCCUUAUUUUGUCUCUGUAUGCAGUACAGGAUGAUCUAUGUAGUUGUUACUUUGCUCAAUGAAGAGUUUGAUUUUUUUUUUUUGUCAAUAUACCUUUGACAAAGUAAGUGUCAUUGAAUGAAAUUGUCUUCCAAUGUUAUGCAUAUAUAUUAAAUCAGAUUUUUGAAUGAA